This is a messenger RNA of Lingula anatina, 910 nucleotides long. RefSeq names its product dipeptidyl peptidase 1. Gene Ontology annotation, molecular function: cysteine-type peptidase activity. The record is from RefSeq and is a predicted model, not a curated record. Gene Ontology annotation, biological process: proteolysis. Lineage: Eukaryota; Metazoa; Brachiopoda; Lingulata; Lingulida; Lingulidae.
CUAUAACAUUUACAAACGUCGUUUUUCCUGAGUAUUGAAGCCCGACCAAUGUUAGCUCCAUCUCCUCUUUCCAGAAGAGACUCUUUAUCCAGUCUAAUAUCCUCGAGAAAAACGCUAUCAUUGUGCUUAUCUCUACAGACUUUCUCUGGAUAGGAAGUAAAGUCACAGUGUUUUCUUCUGCAUGCGACGCACAGACAGAUGUCAGUCAUGUGAUGAGUGAAAUCGUCAUCGUCAUGUGACUUUGUACGCCGUUCAAAAUGGUGGCACUCUACCGACGUCAACAGCAAGCAGCGCAUUUUGUGAUUAUUUGUGUCCUUUUGUUACAUGGUGGAAGUAUCGUGAGCGCUGACACCCCCGCUAAUUGUACAUACGAAGAUGUAGUUGGGCAGUGGACGUUUUACACCACCGCAAUGGGCUACGAUAACACUUUAAAUUGCUCAGCGAUGCCGCAAAGCAUGUUCAAAGGUAAUUAUGGUUUGAAGUUAUACUUCCCCAGCAAAGCUGUGGACCAACAUGGCAACCAGGGGUUUUGGACACUUAUCUAUAAUCAGGGAUUUGAAGUCGUUAUCCAAGGAAGAAAAUUCUUUGCCUUCUCAAGAUAUGAAGGGAAAGAGCCUAAUACGACAAGUGUAUGUUCAGAGACAAUGAGGGGGAUGUCGCAUAAUGUGGUGGGCCGAAGCUGGGCUUGUUUCUAUGGGAUGAAACAAAAGAAAACAAAUCCAAAGAAACUGAACACUUCAGCACCUAAGUCAAAGUUACUGACAUCUAAGAUGCUAUAUAACUCCAUUAUCCCUCCAGGUUAUUGACAUCUAAGAUGCUAUAUAACUCCAUUAUCCCUUCAGGUUAUUGACAUCUAAGAUGCUAUAUAACUCUAUUAUCCCUUCAGGUUAUUGACAUCUAAGAUGCUAUA